AUAUACGAACUUCUAACCAUGUUUAAUUCAAAAUCUAUAGUGCUGAUCUUUUCAUUUUUGCUUAAUUGGUCACAGUGCCACGUUAUUUGGGAAACUACUAAUUCAUUGCAACCCGUUCAUGGAUUGUAUGUGAAACCCUCAGUCGAUGGCACUACUGGAGACCUGUACGUUGCAGCUACAGAAGAUAACGGAGUCAAAUCUCAAUGGUUAACUGAUCAGCCUGUUAACUUUCUACCAGCAACCACCCAGAACCAGGCCAAAGCAGUCCCUGUGUCAUUUACAUCGAGUCUCACGAAGACAUCUUCACCGAAUGAAGAAACAAUUACCAGCCAAAGACGAGCUGUUGUUACGAGUCCUACGGUGAGGUACGCAUACGCGCUACCUGUACCAGGAGCUGAAGGAAGUUUUGUCGCUCCGUAUCCUUAUGCUAUACCAGCAAACCCUGCGGUGGAAGGAUCGAAUAUUCCAUAUUGCUCCGAUACCCCCGCACAGCCUUAUCCUGUUCAGUAUUUCUAUCCUCCAAUGAUGUCAGCGAUCGCUAGUGCUAUGAAUGCCUAUAAAGAAGGCGAUACCGAUGGCGGUUCCCAAAAUAUAUCACCACAAACAGCGUCGUAUUGGCCUAGUACUUACGGCUAUCCUUACCAAUACAUCAUGGUAGAUCCCAAAACGUGGUCACAAAGUCAAAAUAGUGCACUAUCUUCUACGACCACGAGUACAACCAGCAGCGAGAAUUCGUAAUUUAUUAAUCAAUCAAUGAAGUAAUAAGUUACCUAUUUAAAAUAAUAAUUUUAAGUAUUUAUUAUAAUUUAUUAAUUUGUUGGUUUAAUAAAUAAAAAAAAUUGC
This is a messenger RNA of Vanessa atalanta (red admiral), 843 nucleotides long. RefSeq lists its product as uncharacterized. The coding region runs from base 19 to 738 and encodes 239 amino acids. Lineage: Eukaryota; Metazoa; Arthropoda; Insecta; Lepidoptera; Nymphalidae. The record is from RefSeq and is a predicted model, not a curated record. The transcript has a single exon.